Messenger RNA from Acanthochromis polyacanthus (spiny chromis), 3353 nucleotides. It is a transcript of the gene cab39l, whose product is annotated as calcium binding protein 39-like. Gene Ontology annotation, molecular function: protein serine/threonine kinase activator activity. Lineage: Eukaryota; Metazoa; Chordata; Actinopteri; Pomacentridae. The transcript is spliced from 9 exons. The record is from RefSeq and is a predicted model, not a curated record. The coding region runs from base 264 to 1268 and encodes 334 amino acids. Gene Ontology annotation, biological process: intracellular signal transduction.
GAGUUUCGACGACGCCAGCUCGACGGGCAGACUGGAGAGCGACCAGAUGGAAUUCUGCGCUGCCUUCUUAACAGAUUCCACACAUUUUAAAAUCUAUCGCACGCACUUUUAGCUGACUCUCCGGCUAACCGACAGCCCUGGCGUGACCGCUAGCGCCUUUUCUGGGAGGCUCGGCUGCGCUGCGAACCGGGACAGAAGCGGUGUGAAGACGUUUCCAGAUACCAAACAUCUCCCCACUGUCCCAAGGCGAGUCAGUGUCCAUCAUGCCGCUGUUUGGUAAAUCCCACAAGAGUCCGGCGGACAUCGUCAGGACCCUGAAGGAGAACCUGGCCAUCCUGGUCAAGCAGGACAAGAAGACAGACAAGGCAUCUGAGGAGGUGUCAAAGUGUUUGGUGUCCAUGAAGGAGAUUCUGUACGGGAGCAACGAUAAGGAGCCCCACACCGAGACCGUGGCCCAGCUGGCCCAGGAGCUGUACAACAGCGGCCUGCUGAUAUCGCUGGUAGAAAACCUGCAGGUCAUAGACUUCGAGGGGAAGAAGGACGUGUGUCAGAUCUUCAACAACAUCCUGAGGAGGCAGAUCGGGACGAGGAGCCCCACCGUGGAAUACUUCUGCUCCCACCAGGAGGUCCUGUUCAUCCUGCUGAAAGGAUACGAGACGCCCCAGGUGGCGCUGAACUGUGGGAUCAUGCUGAGGGAGUGCAUCCGCCACGAGCCGCUCGCCAAGGUGGUGCUUCACUCCGAACAUUUCCACAGCUUCUUCAACUACGUGGAGAUGUCCACCUUCGACAUCGCCUCCGACGCCUUCGCCACCUUCAAGGAUCUCCUGACAAGACACAAAGUUCUUGUGGCCGAAUACCUCGAACAGAACUACGAUGCUGUGUUUGCAGACUAUGAGAAGCUGCUGCACUCUGAGAACUACGUCACCAAGCGGCAGUCUCUAAAGCUUCUGGGCGAGCUGCUAUUGGACAGACAUAACUUCACGGUGAUGACGCGCUACAUCAGCAAGCCUGAGAACCUCAAGCUGAUGAUGAAUCUGCUCAGAGACAAGAGUCCCAACAUCCAGUUUGAGGCCUUCCAUGUGUUUAAGGUGUUCGUAGCAAACCCCAACAAGACGCAGCCCAUCAUCGACAUCCUGCUCAAGAACCAGACCAAACUAAUCGACUUCCUGAGCAACUUCCAGAAGGAUCGCACGGACGACGAGCAGUUCAACGACGAGAAGACCUACCUAAUCAAACAGAUCCGGGAUCUGAAGAAACCCGCCUCCUAGAGAAGCACCGCUCCCCUUCCCUCGACCCCGACUUUUUAUCAAUAGGAAGAGAUAGAAAAAAAAACACAUUAACAAUAACGGUUAUUCUAUUUAAAAGAAAUCUUCAAGACUUUAUUUGUCUUUUUUCUCUUUGUUGGUUCAUUAAAAACUUGUGCGAGAGUAGUUCUUAAUCACUGAUCUUUCUUUUGUAAAUUUUUUUCAUGAAAUCUUUUGGGUUUUUUUCCAUCUUGUAGCAUGUAGUGCCACGACUCGUGGCGUUGGAGGCGUCUGAUUUGCUUUGACGGGAGAACCAGCGGUUAAAAAAAGCUUCUAGCGGCUGAUCAUCGGUGCUCCGUUAGCCACCGUUCAAAUGAAGUAGCGGCGAAUCAGAAAAGUAAUGAAGAAUUUCUGCUUCUUUUUUUUUUGUGCGUGUCCGAUCAGGAUGGGGUGAAAUAUAUUUUACAGUCAUCGUGAAACGCAUUCUCAGUCGUCGGUGAAAGCUUUCUCAGCCACAUCCUCUACCGCCAAAGCCAAUGAUUAUCCCUCUUUAGCUGAAAAGCAUCAUCGGGCUUCAAUACGAUCUCAGCGCAGCUUCACGGCCAGAAAAGUCUCGUCUUCCCUACUUUUUCCGACAAAAUUCUUGCCAAUUCGACCAGGAAAAGGAAGCACAUCCAAAUCAAAAAGCUUCAGCAAGACAACAAAGAGAGAGAGAGAACUGCUUUCCGAUAAAAAUUGUGACACAAAUGAAGGCAAAAUGUUUCGUUUAACCGUGACAUCGGGCUGCUAUCGGUACAGUAAGCUUCAGACGUUUUGAUCACUGGUUCUCUUUGCUGGUGGCUAAAAGCACUUUCUGUAUGAUAAAAAUAAUAUGACGAUUCUUCUUUUUUUUUAAACUGAUCACUGUUUUCACACUGCUUGAUGCUGUUUUUUUUAUAUAUAUAUAUAGUUUCAUUUCUUGCCAUGUACAGUUUCCGGUUUGAGUGCCGUUGUGAGCGGGAACGCUGACGGAGGCACUUUGCUGUGGAGGAGAGCAGCUGUUUGAGUCUCGGUUUCACUUUCUUUUUUUUUUCCCUUCCUGUACUGUUUCAAGUGUUUUUGCUCUGAUUUGGAGAUUUGGAUCUGACGUUGGCGUUAGAAAGGAGGAGGAUUCAGAGGUGCCUUUUCGUUUUCGGUGUUUUUUCCCUUCUUCUCGCUCCUUAUUUUGUAUUUCCAGUAUCUUCUAGGGGGAGCUUAAUUAUCAUGUGGAUGAAAAUAUGCUCUGGACAGAACAUAUUUGUUGUGAUUAAGCAGUGAACCUCUUAACUCACUAUAUUUGAGUUACACUAUCAUUUUCAAACUUUUUUUUUUUUUUUUUUGCAGUUGCCAUCGCCGUAGUUUGUCGCCAAAGUAGUUCUGAUCGAACACGUGAAUUGCAAACUGUGUCGGCUACGAAACGCGCCGGGAAAGCGAGGCCAAAGUUGACCCGGAACAGGAUUCGAUGGCGAAAUGUAACUGUGAAAAAUCCACAAAGCACUAAGUUUAAAGCGCAGUCGGGUGUUUUUAUUUAACUUGAAAAUGACAUAUCUUCAUUUUCUAAAAAAAAAAAGACAGAUUAAAGCUGUUCAGACUUUAUUUUUCAAUCUGUGUUUGACCCACAAAGCUUUGAGCUUCCACUGGUUUUCAACCAAGUUAAUUUAAAGUCUCUUCAAAGUAAAACUCCUUUUAAGCAAUCACAUAAUAAAUACAGUGAAUCUCAACAUAAUAAAACAGUAGUGGGGUAACAGUCAGAAACCUGUGAAUUUUGAUUUUACUUUUCAUCAUUAAAGAAAAAUGAAAAAUCAUCUUCCAUGCUUUGUCUUUGGAGUGAAAAAUCAAAACAAUACCAGCUAUUUUUGAUGCUAAGCUGUGACAGAAUUAUGCUUUCUCACAGCAGAACAUGUAGACCAGUCAGCUUCACGGCAGAAUUCUCCUUCCCUUGAGCCAAACUCCUUCGUUUUCGAACCGAAACAACGAGCAACUUUGGUCGAGCGUCUUUCCCGGCGUCCUCUCUGAAAGCAGCAGCCACUUUAUUUUCCACAUCGAUGCUAUUGUACCACGUUCACGACAAAUAAAAGGAUGGGAAUGAUU